Messenger RNA from Cladophialophora bantiana CBS 173.52, 789 nucleotides. RefSeq lists its product as uncharacterized. The transcript has 4 exons. Bases 1 to 789 code for a protein of 262 amino acids. Gene Ontology annotation, molecular function: oxidoreductase activity. NCBI's taxonomy places the organism in Eukaryota, Fungi, Ascomycota, Eurotiomycetes, Chaetothyriales, Herpotrichiellaceae. The record is from RefSeq and is a predicted model, not a curated record.
AUGCCUCGAGUCUUCCUCAUCACCGGCACGUCGACUGCCUUUGGUCACGACUACGCCCAAGAAGUUCUGGACCGCGGCGACAUUGUGGCCGCCACAGCCCGCGACCCGUCACAACUGUCUUUCACCAACACCGGCCCCGAAACGACGCUCAAGAAAUUUGGCCGCAUCGACGUGGUGGUAAACAACGCAGGCUACGGUCUCUCGGGCUGUUUCGAAGAGUGCAUUGACGAGGAGAUCCGACGGCAGACGGACAUUAACUUCUUUGGACUGCUGGACGUCACCGGCGAGGCGUUGGAGACUAUGAGGGACAAGCAGAGACCCCAGGGCGGGUUGAUUCAGCAGAUCACGAGUAUUGGUGGCCAGAGGGGGGUGCCGUUCUUCAACAUCUAUUGUGCCAGUAAGUGGGCCGUCGAGGGCUUCACAGAGGCUCUCAGCCAUGAGUUGAAGCCCGGGUGGGGGAUUAAGCUCACCCUGAUCGAACCGGGCGGGUUCAGAACAGACUGGGCCGGUCGCUCCAUGACCUUUGCUAAAAGCCAUCCCGCAUAUGACCAUCUCAACGCCGAGAUACACAUGACCGCCCGCCACAGCACACAGGCAGGGGACCCCAAGAAGGGCGCAAAGGCGAUGUACGAGCUGGCUGUGAUGCCCAGCCCGCCCUUGCGGGUCGUCGUCGGCAUCGACGCAUACAAGGCGGUCAUGAACAAGCAGGAGCAAUACGAACAAAACUACACAAAAUACGCCGCGCUGAGUAAUUCGACGGAUGUGGACGGCUGUGUGGCGUCGCAAUAG